CGUCAUCUGUUGGGGACGGAAGUGACGUGUGUAGCGUCAUUAACUGGUGCCUCUGUGAAGAGUGAAUCGCUCGAGUGUGUUUGUGUUAUUUUAUCAAUAAAUCAGAAUUAAUCUGAUCAUUUACUGUUCGUGUAAAACAUUGAUCUGCUCUUUAACAGGUGGGUUGACAGACAGUAUGACAUCACCAGGUAGUCAGGGGGGCGGAGCUCUGUCAACGAGAGGCGGAGCUGCAGGAAAGAGAAUGAAAUGGGCUUUAGAACUGAGCCUGGGCAGCAGCAGGAGUCGUGGGGACAGGCAGAGUAAAGAGGGUGAUGUGAUGUAUCCUGUGGGAUAUUCAGAUAAACCCGUCCCAGACACCAGUGUACAGGAAGCCGACCGCAACCUGGUGGAGAAGAGAUGCUGGGAUGUGGCUUUGGGACCGCUGAAGCAGAUUCCUAUGAAUCUCUUUAUCAUGUACAUGUCAGGAAACACCAUCUCCAUCUUUCCCAUCAUGAUGGUGUGUAUGAUGGCGUGGAGACCCAUCCAGGCGCUCAUGUCCAUGUCAGCCACGUUUAAGUUGUUGGAGAGCUCCAGUCAGCAGUGGCUACAGGGUUUGGUUUAUCUCAUUGGAAAUCUGCUCGGUUCAGCACUCGCCAUAUACAAGUGUCAAUCAAUGGGGCUCCUCCCAACACAUUCGUCUGAUUGGCUGGCUUUCAUAGAACCGCCCCAGAGAAUGGAGAUUAUGGGCGGAGGGAUGAUCAUGUGAAGAACAAAGUCUCUUGCGCUCUCUCUCUCUCACUCACUCACACACACACACACGCACACACAGUUUCACAUUUUAACCCCAUUUGCUGAUAAUUAAGUUAUAUUUUGUGAUUUACGUUAACAUAGGUGUUUUAUGUUUUGAAUUGUUUGCUCUGUAAUAUUAUUAAACAUUAAUAAAGAUUUCUGUUAAGAGACAAAUGUAUUUAUUAAAAGAAUGAAAUGGC
Misgurnus anguillicaudatus (oriental weatherfish) is the source of this 968-nucleotide messenger RNA. RefSeq names its product ER membrane protein complex subunit 4 (gene emc4). The record is from RefSeq and is a predicted model, not a curated record. NCBI's taxonomy places the organism in Eukaryota, Metazoa, Chordata, Actinopteri, Cypriniformes, Cobitidae.